AUAUAUUCUAAUAUUCAUACACACUGCUCUAUCCACAGAGAGAAGAACAGUUUUUUGAACACUGAAAAUGGGAGUUUUGUCCAAGAUUGCUACUAAUAACCGCCACGGGGAAGAUUCUCCUUAUUUUGAGGGGUGGAAGGCAUUUGAUAGGAAUCCUUUUCACCUUACUCAGAAUCCUCAAGGAGUUAUCCAAAUGGGUCUUGCAGAGAAUCAGCUUUGCUUUGAUUUAAUCGAAGACUGGAUUCGCAAAAAUCCCUAUGCCUCCAUUUGUACUGCUGAAGGAGUUGGCGAGUUUAAGGAUAUUGCAAACUUCCAGGAUUAUCAUGGCUUGCCAGAGUUUAGACAGGCUGUGGCGAACUUUAUGGGAAGAGUGAGAGGUGGUAGAGUAACAUUUGAUCCAGACCGUAUAGUUAUGGGCGGUGGAGCUACGGGAGCAAACGAGCAAAUCAUCUUCUGUUUAGCCGACCCUGGGGAUGCUUUUCUUGUACCCACACCUUAUUAUCCUGCAUUUGACCGGGACCUGGGAUGGCGCACUGGAGUUGAAAUAGUUCCUGUUCACUGCGACAGCUCAAACAAAUUCCGGAUAACCAGAGCUGCGUUGGAAGAAGCAUAUGAAAAAGCUCGAGAAGCCAACAUUAAUGUCAAAGGCUUGAUCAUAACAAACCCCUCAAAUCCACUUGGCAUCACCCUUGACAGAGAUACACUAAAAAGCCUAGUGAGCUUCGUCAAUGAAAAGAACAUUCACCUUGUCUGCGAUGAAAUAUAUGCUGCCACUCUCUUCUGUUCUCCCAAGUUCAUAAGCAUCGCUGAAGUCAUCCAAGAAAUGGAUUGUAAUCACGAUCUCAUCCACAUUGUUUACAGUUUGUCUAAGGACAUGGGCCUCCCUGGCUUUAGGGUUGGCAUUGUUUAUUCUUAUAAUGAUGAAGUUGUGAGUUGUGGCCGCAAAAUGUCAAGCUUUGGUUUAGUAUCCUCACAAACUCAAUUCUUUCUCGCUUCAAUGCUAUCUGAUGAUGAAUUUGUUGAAAAGUUUCUGGCGGAAAGCUCAAAGAGGCUGGUGAAAAGGUACCAUAUUUUCACAAAGAGACUUGAACAAGUGGGGAUUAAUUGCUUGAAGGGAAAUGCAGGUCUUUUCCUCUGGAUGGAUUUGCGACACCUCCUUCCACAAAAAACACUUGAAGCAGAAAUGAAACUAUGGCACACGAUAGUGAACAAUGUGAAACUUAAUGUUUCACCAGGCUCCUCCUUUCGUUGCCAAGAGCCAGGUUGGUUUAGGGUGUGCUUUGCAAAUAUGGAUGAUGAGACUGUGGACAUCGCACUCAAAAGAAUUGAAGCAUUUGUGAGUCAAGGCAAGGAAGGUGGUGAGAAUACAGCAACAAGGAAACAUUGGCAACCGAAUCUUCGUCUCAGCCUCAAGUCUAGGAAAUGUGAUCAGGGUGUUUUGACACCCCAUAUGAUGUCUCCUCACUCUCCAAUGCCUAAGUCACCAUUAGUUCUAGCAAGGACUUAAUCAGAAAUAUAUAGCAUACAAGUAAAGUAUAUUUACGGAAAUCACUCAAUUCCUUGAAGAAAUAACAGUAAAUUUUUUUUCCCAUUAAUGCAGUGGAGCGUUUUUGUGGGAGAAUAAAAAUUUACAUUGUGAAAAUGGUAUUAUUGUAUUUGUAUUUGUGGGGUUAAUUCCACAAGGCA
Molecule: messenger RNA, 1686 nt
Organism: Pistacia vera
Lineage: Eukaryota; Viridiplantae; Streptophyta; Magnoliopsida; Sapindales; Anacardiaceae
Product: 1-aminocyclopropane-1-carboxylate synthase
Exons: 4
Coding region: 68-1507 (479 amino acids)
Biological process (GO): amino acid metabolic process; biosynthetic process
Molecular function (GO): transaminase activity; pyridoxal phosphate binding
Source: RefSeq, a predicted model, not a curated record